AUGGGAGCAACGAGCAGCGGCCCCGGCCCGGCCCCGGCCCCGGUGCGGCCCCCCCAGGGCCGCGCCGUGGGGUCGUGGGUGCGGGCGCUGCUGAGCCGCGCUGGGUCGAUGCCGGUAUCGGUACCGGUGCCGGUACCGGGGCUCGCCCUGGCCCCGCGGGGCCCCGCCGAGGAGCCGCCUCUGCCCGGGUGGCCGCUGCCGCAGCUCGUCUCGUUGUUCCUGCCGGAGUUCCCCGUCCGCCCCUCCGCCCGCCAGCAGCAGCUCAAGAUCCUGGGCUUUGUGGCCAAAGGCUCCUUCGGGACCAUCCUCAAAGUGCUGGACUGUGGGAGGGAGAAGGUCUGCGCUGUGAAGGUCGUGCCCAAAGUGGAGGUGCUGCGCCGCGACACCCUCAAGCAGUGCAAGGAAGAAGUCAGCAUACAGAGACAGGUCAGGCACCCGUUUGUCCACGGGCUGGGGGACAGCUGGCAGGGCCAGCGCCACCUCUUCAUCAUGUGCACCUACUGCAGCACUGGGGACCUGCACGCGCUCUGGCGCGCCGCCGGCUGCUUCGCCGAGGCCACCGUCCGCCUGUUCGCCGCUGAACUGGUGCUGGUGCUGGUGUACCUCCACGACCUGGGCAUCAUGCACAGAGAUGUGAAGAUGGAGAACAUCCUCCUGGAUGAGAGAGGGCACCUCAAGCUCACAGACUUUGGCCUCUCCCGGUACCUGCAGUGGGGCGAACGAGCCCACACAAUCUGUGGCACCCUGCAGUACAUGGCCCCAGAGGUGCUGAGUGGGGGGCCCUACAGCCACGCAGCAGACUGGUGGUCCCUGGGAGUCCUGCUCUUCGCCCUGGCCAGCGGGGAGUUCCCCGUGGCGCCGGCGGGGGACCAUGUGGCCAUGCUGGAACGUGUCAAACAGAGCAGCUAUGAGAGCCCACCUGCAUUCAGCCCUGAGCUGGCUCGGCUGCUUGCCGAGUUGCUGUGCCACAACCCCCUGUACCGCCUGCGCUACCUCCACCACUUCCAGGGCCACCCGUUCUUCCGUGGAGUGGCCUUCGACGCUGACCUGCUGCAGAAGGAUCCGGUGGUGGUGGCAGUGGCCCCGCAACCCCGCGAGCAGUCCCCGCCCGACCCCGCCACCUUCGCCGACUUUGACUACGACCUCGCCGCCUCCCCGGACCGGCCCUGGCCUGGCUGAGCCACCAUGGCUGGUACCCUCGGCAUCGCUCAGGGACAUCCCCCCACCCCGGCAGCGGGUCGGACCCUGCUG
Molecule: messenger RNA, 1251 nt
Organism: Lepidothrix coronata (blue-crowned manakin)
Lineage: Eukaryota; Metazoa; Chordata; Aves; Passeriformes; Pipridae
Gene: RSKR
Exons: 12
Coding region: 1-1179 (392 amino acids)
Biological process (GO): protein phosphorylation
Molecular function (GO): ATP binding; protein serine/threonine kinase activity
Source: RefSeq, a predicted model, not a curated record